AUGGAAGUUCCAACACGAGAACUACCGACUUUAAUAAAGAGACUUUUAACAACGGACUCGGAAGAGCAGCUGGAGGAGUUUUUCACGUCGGAAGUAGAAUUCAGACACCCCCUCGUCAUUAUUCAGAGCAGUCGAGAUUCACGCAAUAAGCUUUUUUCGUUAUAUAAAUACUGCCAAGGUCCCCAUCAGGUGGAAGUACAUGAAGUUAUGUUCGAUCCACACAAGAAGGUAGGGUUUAUCCAUUACACGACAAAGUUGCAUCCGUUGCUCUUUCCGUAUUUGACCGUUGCUGUCAGAACAAUGAGCCAUGCAGACUUUCGCGUUAACAAUGACGGCAGAUGGGUUAUUUCCAAAAUGGAAGACUUUAUUUCUAUCGAAGAUCUUCUGAACUUGGUUGUUCCCUUUUCUCAACCGUUUGUGAAUUAUUUCAAAGCAAUCGGCGGUCUGGCUGGUAUUAGUGCUGGGAAGGUCUUGGAGAAAAUUGGGUGGCUCGAAAAGGAGGUUGAUCGGGAGACAUAUGACUUUGUUGUAGAAAGAUGA
Messenger RNA from Paraglomus brasilianum, 540 nucleotides. NCBI's taxonomy places the organism in Eukaryota, Fungi, Glomeromycota, Glomeromycetes, Paraglomerales, Paraglomeraceae. The record is from the annotation of a GenBank genome assembly.